Hydractinia symbiolongicarpus is the source of this 4912-nucleotide messenger RNA. RefSeq lists its product as uncharacterized. The record is from RefSeq and is a predicted model, not a curated record. NCBI's taxonomy places the organism in Eukaryota, Metazoa, Cnidaria, Hydrozoa, Anthoathecata, Hydractiniidae. Gene Ontology annotation, cellular component: membrane. Gene Ontology annotation, biological process: cell surface receptor signaling pathway; G protein-coupled receptor signaling pathway. Gene Ontology annotation, molecular function: G protein-coupled receptor activity. The coding region runs from base 378 to 4082 and encodes 1234 amino acids. The transcript has 2 exons.
GGAAAUUUUAAAACCAACAAGAUGGCCGGAUAAAGUUUAAACGCUGUAAGCCGUAUGGUUACAAUCUCUUUCAAAAUGCAAUUUUGUGAUUCCAUUUUUUUUUCUAUGCCGUGAAUAAGAAUAACAAAUGUGGUUCGAAAUUUAAAAACACAACGGAAUGCUUUUGUUUUCCGGAAGAGCUUGUAGUUCAAUAUAUUAGAAUAGAAAUAAUUAGCUAUUAUCAAAGGAAUAGUAUAUAUUGUUAAAAUAUUAAUUAGGUAGAUUAUAUAAUUGUGCAAACUAUUUCUUGUCACAAUCGUUUCAAAAUCGUUUCAAAAGAGAGAAGUAUCACAAAAGUACAGAGGAGAAGUGAUUGAAAAUAGAACUGCAACGAAAUUAUGCCUUCGGUUAUACCACUGACGUUGUUGAUUUUGGGACAGCUAAAAUUUCUUGAUGCGGAUUUGUUUCCGAUGAAGAAAUUUUUUGAUUCAGACAGAGCAUACUCACAUUUGUGUCGUUAUGGAGGAAACAUAUGUUGUGACUGCUCUGACGAUUGUAUGAAGUACAAAACUUGCUGCAUAGACAAGUUGUGGGACGAUGAAAAAAAAGAUCACUUGCAGACGUAUCUUAAACUCUUUCUGAGUGAAUCACAAAAGUAUAAAAAUAUGUCCUGUGAACCAGCUUUGACAGUAAAUAAAACACACCCUGUGAAAUCAUAUUUCAUGGUAAAAUCCUGUCUUCCGAAUACAACAGGAGAUGAUGUAGAGCGCUGUCUGAAAUCGAGCUUGCAUAUCAAGGAUGAUAUUCCAGUACUAGGCAACGACACCUACUUGUAUAGAAAUUUGCACUGUGCCAAAUGCAAUUUAGUAUUUGAUUACAAAUUUAUUGAUAUAAAAGCAAAGUGCGAAAAUGCGUCAAAUCUUAUGCUCAGGAAAACCAUCAGUAAAGAGGAGUUGAACAAACUAAGUAAAUGCGAGUUUUCCUUAGAUACUAGCGACCAUUUUCAACAAGGGUAUAUUCGUGCGUGUGAAAGAAAACAGAAUGUAUGUCCACAAACUGACCCGUUUUAUAACUUAUGCAAUGCGUAUGGAAAGACUAUGGGUGAAUACAAAAAUUACCAUUGUGCAAUGUGCGCAGCCAAUCAGAAUUUAGAAGUUAUUGUUAUCAAUAAAACUGUUGUUCAACCAACUCAUUUUCAUAACGGAACCCAUAAUGUUACCACACUUAAAAACGUGACAAUACAAGAAGCAUAUCCAGUUACAUUGCCCAUGCCGGAUAUUGAUUUCACCUGCUCUGCUGCACCUUGCAAAUUUCGGCAUUGUUAUAUGCCCAAUGGCGAGGAUUCUACAAAAUUUGAAAGCACGUUCUCAAUCGGAGCCCUUGAAGAAAAUAAAGGUGAAAUAAAAUAUUUAAAGCAAAAAUUUCCAAUUAGACAAUUUAUGAAUAUUUCCAAAGCGUAUGAUUUUGGAUUUAACAAAGGUUUGGAACAAUAUCUAUGCAAUGCUCCUAGAGAAAAAUGUUGCGACUGCAGUGACGACUGUAUGGUAAGAAAGAGAUGUUGUAUUGAUAAAUUUUGGAACGAAACACAUCCUGUGAAUUUAAAUUCGUACAUAAACCAAUUCAUUCAAACCUCGCAGGAAUAUAAAGAUUAUUUUUGUGAACCAAUACUUCCCAUGGCGUAUUCGUUUGGUUAUCAAACUGAAUAUCGGCUAAUGGUGAAGUCCUGCUUGCCAAAGGCAAGUGUUGAUAACGUAAAGAAGUGCUUACACGGUUUUACAGGCGGAUUGCUUCACUCUAAUUUACCAGUAAAGGGUUUUAAUGGAUACAUAUAUCGAAAUUCGUUUUGUGCUAAAUGUAAUUUUAUCACCAAAUACCAACCAAUCAGCGUUAAAGCAGAUUGCAACGUAAAAAAUCCACAAACGUUUUAUAAAAUGCUUUAUAACACUUCUCUUGGGCUUGAUAUUGAAAGCAGUUUUAAAGAAUGUGAGUUCUCUUUAGCAAAUUCACGUUACUACAAGUCAAAAAAAUGUAACCCCAUGGAUUACUUAAAGGGAGAUUGUCCAAGAUCGAAUAUACAUUACGAACUUUGCCAUGUUUAUAGUGGUAAAGUUGCAGGUUUUCAAAAUUACCAUUGCUGGCUUUGUAAUCAAAAUAAUCACACUUCUACAUUUCCACCUAUUGAUUAUUGUGAUGACUUUUGUUUUGGACCUACUAGUUGUUCCAGAGGACCUGAUCCUACGUGGUCGUUACUGCUAAAUUUUAAUACCAAUCAAUUUCAAAUUGCCAAUCAAAAGUCCAGGUCAAUUUGCAAAAAUGGAAGCAAAUAUGACACAGGAACGCUGAAGUGUGAGAAAGUCAUUUGUCCACCUGACUUUGUCUUUGAUGGGAAAGACUGUUUACCAAAACCCAAAAAGCCCAUUCCUGAAACACACGUGCUUAAACCAACAUUCGAUAAAUGUUUUAGUAGCAACGUGACAUUGUAUAUGGUUUUAAAAAAGGUGAUAAGUAGCAGUAAGAUAAAGAUUUUACGAAAUUUUCCACCUUAUAUGUAUGAUAAAUUUACAACCUAUUCAGUGAUAAACCAAACAAAUGAUGACCAAUUUGUAAUCAUUUUGUCAAAUUUUCUUCUACCUCCUUGGUCAGACGUAAAUCAAAACAUAUAUAAAUUCUUUAAAUCAUUAGAAGUGGGUUAUAAUUACAAUUUAUGGCACAAUAUUGAAAAGAUUUUGAUAACUAAAGGAAGAAAGUUAAAAUAUACAGAACAUUACCAGUUAGAAAUGUCUCGUUACUUCCCAAAAUAUCGUAUAUGUGCCGAGGCGAAUAUACGCAAUGGAACUGAUGGCUCCUUUACUAGAUCAUGCAUGGUAACGAAAGGAAAUGAGACAUUCUCCAAACAAAAUAUUUCAAUGUGGAUUGAAAUAAGCAAAAAGUCAUCAAGUAAAUGGUACAGCACCUGUCAAAAGUAUCAUUUACAUUCCAACUGUCCUCGGAGAAAAAUAAGUGGUCACAUCUCUUUCAGUGAAGAGGGAAAUCUUCUGCAUAAAAGGCUUGGUCAAGUAGAUACUUACAACGUGAGCGAAUAUAUACCACUAUCUAAAGGUUAUGGUGUUUGUAUCAGAAGUUCGUUUACAGGGUACGGCGUUAAAGGCAACCACUUGGAGACUGUCUAUGUGAUUGAACACUACAUUUCCUUAACAGGGACAAUUAUUAGUGUCAGUUUUUACAUAUUUGUUAUUCUGAGUUUCCUACUUUUUAAAGAACUUCGAACUGUUCCUGGAUUGAACACAUUGGGAAUGUGCAUAUCAUUAUUUUUCGCAGAGGUAAUAUUUUUACUGGCAAUAAACUCUAAUUUUUCAGGAACUGCUUGCAAAAUAGUUGCUGCAACAUUGCACUGGUGCUUAUUGAGUUCAUUUAUGUGGAAUAUGAUCAUCGCUUUUGAUUUGAUUUCAAAAUUCAGUUCUUUCACUGUUGCCAGUCGAGGAAAUAACAAUAAGAAAUUCAUUCGUCGCUGUAUUUAUUCACUCAUUCCUCCAACCUCAAUAGUUUCUCUGUCUGUAAUACUAGCAGCAAAAACAACCGUUGUUGGUUAUGGUACAUCCGGCUUUUGUUGGAUUACAGGUUUUUAUGCACGUGUUGGCUUCUACAUUAUUCCAGUCGCCGUCAUAUUUCUCACCGCACUUUCAACCUUGCUGUAUACAGUACGUAAAAUUCACAGCGAAUUCAAAGUGAACGAAGAAAUCUUGAAAACUGGUAAGAAGACUAAAAAGGAGACCUUAAAAAUCGCAUUGAAGCUUGCUAUUAUACUUGGCAUCACCGAAGGUUUAGGUUUUAUUCAAAUAGCUAAAUCACAUCUCAGUUACAGCGAGGAAGUUUUUAACGCCUGUUUCAGUCUGUUGUAUUCCACUUUCAGAGGUUUACGAGGGUUAAUGCUGUGCUCGGUGUAUAUAAUAGGUGCAAAUGUUUUAGGGCUAUAUCGUAAAAGAGCACGCAGCUUAUUUACGACAGAUACCGGUAGAAAUUGGAACGUACUUUAUCGACAUAAAGGAAUGAGCACGUCAUCAAGUCAACACGACCAAUCUGAGACCAACACCUCCACAGUUUAGAAAUGUUUUAUAUGUCCACGCUUCUAAAGCAGUUGUUUCGUUUUCCGGCUCAAUCGGUAAUCUAAGGCAUACAGAACGGUCAGUGAAACAAAAAUUUUGUUUGAAUUAUAGGGAAUUCAACUUAUAGAAAUUAUUCUGAUUUUGUAAUUCUUUGCAGUGCAGUGAUUUUGAUAUCUAUGCAUUUAAAUCUUUCGUUUGGGACUUCUGGUUAAAUAUAAAAAUGCUGGAACAUUUUCUUCUUGAAAUUGAAAAUUUGUUGGUUGAAAGAAAAAUUAUAGACGUGUUUUGCGUUUGAAUACACAUUGGUCAAUUUUUUUUUAAUUUGUAAAAUGUUCAAAUUAAAGAGAGAAAAUGCUGCAAAAUAUAACUCCAAGGAGAAAACUCAUGGAGGUUGAAUUCUGGAAAGUCACUUUUAUUCAGUUUUUUGAAGUAUUUUUACCGUGCCAGAAAAUAUAAAGAGAUUUUUUAAUUAUAGAGAAUCUACUGUAUAAAUAUUUUCUUGAAUGAUGACAUUAUAUGCAACUUUUAGUUGAGCCCUAUUUUCAACGAACUUGUGGAAUUAUAAAAAAUGAAAUCUGUCACUGAUAUCGAUCAUAGCUUAAUUUUACAAUACAAAUAUUUAUCGUAGUUAAUCAAAUAAUUAGUAAAGUAUAAAAACCAAAACAAAAGCUAUGUAUACUUCACUAAUUAAUAUUUGAUGUUUAAUGUCAUUAGUAGUUUUUGUAUAUUUAGUUUAUACUAACAGGUUACUUGUCGGUUAAUUACGUUCCCCAAUGAGGAAACCUGACUUCAACCCUCACCCUUGGGUUGGGGGGGGGAGAGGGGGGGGG